CUUCUAUACAUUUUUCAGAAUUUCGACUAUGCUGUACCUCGAAAACGAGUUGGGGGCUCAACAAUGAAAACUGCCAAAGUCUGGCGGUUUUUCGACGAAUUGCCAACACCGGAGCAGGCAGCCGAGUGCCGACUGUGUCGGAAGAAAAUAAAGGCCACCAACAGCAGCACUACUGGGAUGAUACGACAUCUGCGAAGUUGUCAUGUACAAGAAUAUCAGCAAGUGCAAGAAGCACGUCAGUCGACACUCAUUCUGAAAAUGGGUAGGAGAAUUUCAACAUUUGUGUCCAAGAAUCUCCUUCUCCCAACUUUCUUGGUAUGGUUUCUACUCCAAACACUACGUAGAUUGCGAAUUGUGGAUAACUUAGAACUUAUCCUGAGGGGCUUGCUUGGUCUUAUCGGGUAG
This is a messenger RNA of Cylicostephanus goldi, 405 nucleotides long. The record is from the annotation of a GenBank genome assembly. NCBI's taxonomy places the organism in Eukaryota, Metazoa, Nematoda, Chromadorea, Rhabditida, Strongylidae.